Messenger RNA from Heterobasidion irregulare TC 32-1, 1083 nucleotides. RefSeq lists its product as uncharacterized. The annotation marks the transcript as partial. Gene Ontology annotation, biological process: dephosphorylation. The transcript is spliced from 8 exons. The record is from RefSeq and is a predicted model, not a curated record. Gene Ontology annotation, molecular function: phosphatase activity. Lineage: Eukaryota; Fungi; Basidiomycota; Agaricomycetes; Russulales; Bondarzewiaceae.
GUCCGCGGCGUCGUCGUAGUUGCUCGCAACGGCGACCGACUCGAGUAUUCUCAAGACACGAAGAACUAUAAGAGUUCGCACACGGAGUGCACACCUUUGGGAGAGGUUCAAUCUCAUCAGCUCGGCUCCUACCUUCGUAAGGAGUACUUCACACCCUCCUCUCCUUCCUUCAUUCGUGGGGUCCGUACGGACCUUGUCGAUACGAAUCAAGUGCAAGUGCGCAUCAAAAACGGGGGCGAAGGUCGUGCAGUUUUCGACUCUGCCAUCGCGUUGCUUCAAGGUUUGUUCCCACCGACUGAGAAGAACAGCAUCACGCUGGCCAACGAAACUCAAGUCGUUGCUCCACUCGGAGGUUAUCAAUAUGUUCCCGUGGAGACCGUUGAACCAUCCAAUGACCGCUCACUCGAAAGCUGGACAGACUGCCCGGCCUUCGAAAAUCACGUCAAAGAAUUUUAUGCUUCCUCCAAAUUCAAGGAAACGGAACGGCUGGCGGAAGGUUUCAUGAGGAAAGCAGAUGAUUUCGCUUUUGGUCGAACGACGAACCUCGAGAAUGCACUGUACGACUAUAUGAACCACGAGCUCAUCCAUAACAAAACGUACGCCCACCGCCUUCCGCCGACCUUCAUCGAGCAGGCGCGCCAUUGGGCCAACUUUCACGAGAACGGUGCAUUUUCUGACGGCGAUAUCGGUGGCAUCGGCAACAUUGCCGGGCGCACUAUCCUUGCUUCUAUCAAGAAUUCGCUGCAGCGCAUCACAUACGAUGGCGACCCCCUACAGUUCCUCGUAGAGACGACUACAUAUCAGCCGUUUAUUUCGCUGUUCCAUCAAAUCGAGUUGAUCAAGGACGAUCCCAGUCUUCAAGGCAUUCCCAACUACGCCUCCGCCCUUGCUAUCGAGCUUCGUCGUGGGUCUCUUCCGGACAACCGCGACUUUGUCCGGUUUAAGUUCAAGAAUGGUACGAGUGAAGGAUUCCGCACCCUCCACGCUUUUGCGCAUGGUGGAGAUAUGCCGCUUACUGAGUUCAUCUAUCGUAUCGAGAACGCGGUCAUCAGCUCGAAUCAGCAAUGGCAACGCGUCUGUGGU